Linum tenue is the source of this 1727-nucleotide messenger RNA. NCBI's taxonomy places the organism in Eukaryota, Viridiplantae, Streptophyta, Magnoliopsida, Malpighiales, Linaceae. The record is from the annotation of a GenBank genome assembly.
GCUGGAAGAGUUCCGGAAGAAGAAAGCAGCAGAUUGAGCCAAGAAAGCUGGAGCUCCUGCACAAUCUCAAGCUUAUGAUGUUAACAUAGAGGAGAAAGACCUUUGGAGGAAAAACCUCUGGAGACUGAACAAGUAAGGGUUACAGAUUUAGAUGGAGUUGUUACCUCCAGUGCAGCAGGUGCAACUUUUGAAAUAUCCAGUCAAAGAAGCAAGGGAGAUCAUCUUGCCACCAAAGUUGAACACAGUGCUUCAAAAGUUGUGAAUGCUAAGCCAUCUGCUUUAAACGAUUUUACUACAGUAUUUUUAGAUAUAGGUCAGAGAAACACUGAGAAUAAUGAUCUGGCUAGAUCUGAUGCCUCAGGCGUAGGGAGGGACGAUGUUAACAAGUAUGGUCUGACAAAUUCGAUACGUGAUUCUAGCACCCAUGCUUCUGGCCGAGGGGUACUACCAGAUGGGAUUCUUGCUGGCCAGUCUAAGAAUCCACAGGCUGCCCAGGGUUUUGAUAGUAGUUUCUCCCGUUACAAACAUUCCGGGACAGAUGUGUUCCAACAAGAAGAAUAUAAAAGUUAUUCAUGGGAUUUUAUAGUUACAAAUCCUGGUUCUCAAACAUCUUCUCUUAACCAGAGUUCUAUCUUCUCGAAAUCAGAAGCUAAGCCUAUUGAUAGCUCAACCUAAUACCAACUUGAACGUAGGAGGUUCAGGUGACGGAGUUGAGAAAGAUGUGCGUGGAACAUUGCAGACUAGUGAUUCCACAAUUUCAGAAUUUGGGAAACGUGAUUUUAAAAGUUUGGCUAGCUGGUUUCCUGGAGUGCAUGGUGAUUCUACUAAAUUGUCUGAAUCCACAUCUAAUUUAGGUGUCAAGAAUUCCUCGAAUCAUGCAUCACUAUAUGAAACUAAUUCCAGGAGGUCUCGUCCAUCUUUCCUAGAUUCUAUUAACGUGGCAAGGCCUACUCUGGCAUCUCCAUUCUCACAAAGCAAACCAUAUGAAUCUUUCAUUCCUGUUGCUACCAAUUCAAAUGGUACAGAUGUUCAAGGGCCAUCCACCCUUACUAAGCCAUUUGUGGAGACUGAAACAGGACCUUUCUCAAACUCCAAGCCAUCUAGUGCAACGAAUGUGUAUGAAUAUUCAUGAAAGUCUACAAUAUCCUCUUCCAAUGUGAUUGAUGUACCAAGAUCAUAUACCAAUGACAAUAACAUAGAGGGAAAACAUGAGUUUUAUGCCCCUCAACGAAAUGAAGAUUUUUUUAGCAUUGGAACAGAGAGGCACUGUCAACCAACUAAAAUCAGAGAUGGAGAAGUUACAAGGAGAAAUCAGGGCCCAUUUGGCACUCAUACUGAGGUCUAAUGAGCUUAAGCUGGAGAUGGAACUUGAAAACUCACAUGCUGAGAUUGCUUCUAGCAAAAAGAAAAUCUCCAACCUUGAGAGAGAACGCCUAGAUCUACAUUCAACUAUUGAUGCUCUUCGGGAAGAGAAGAAACUUUUGUUAUCUAAACUAAGGAAAUCUUCAACGAGUGGAAAAUCUAUUGAUGCCGGAAAAAGUACCACUGUUAAAAGGGAUAUGUUGACAUCUACUGAAGACUUAGAAGUCUUUCCAGAUGCUUCAGAUCAGGAAACCUUUGACGCGGCAUCACUUCCCGGAAGUAAUGUCCCUAUUUCUUCUGUUUCGCCUGAAAUUGGACAGCCAAACGAUGGGAUUUCAUCUCCAUCCAUUCCUGCCGAUCAGUAA